GAACUCACUCGUGUCGGUGACCCCGAGUGCUUAUUAAUGACGGAAUGAAAGUUUAGCAUCCUCGCCGACAAAGAAAUGGAGCAGAUGGACGACUACAGGGGGAACUAAUGCCCGUCACUCGGUCAUUCGGAGAGUCGGUGACACGCUUCGCCCUGGAAAGAUCCCUUUUGCUUUUUGGCCCCCCGUUGACAUUCUUCUCUGCAGUCUUGUACCCACCCUCUUUCUCGUCCCUCCCUAAUCCAACGGAAAAAGAAUAUCCGUCAGAUUCUCCGACAGUGUACGACAGAACAGUAUACUCACUAAAUUUACUCCCAUGCUACCAGAGACUGAAUCAGACACGCAGACGGUGACGCGCGGGCGCCAGCGCCCGGGUGCCGCGUGUGACGAGUGCCGACGACGAAAGCUGCGCUGCGAUGGGCAGCACCCACAGUGCGGCGUGUGUCGCGACACCGACGUGGUAUGCGAAAUUACUCAACGCGGUGUCCGGGGUCCUAAGAAGGGUCACUUGAAGGCCCUGAAGAACCGCAUUGUACACCUAGAGGCCAUGCUCGAGACCCGCUUGCCACCCCGGCCGAAUCUACAAGGCGAUUUUCGAAACAGCCAUGAUGACGAUGGGAGGACUGCAUCCUUGGGCUCGGAUCAUGAAGUGUUUGUCUGGAACGGCUAUGGGCUGCAAGAGUCGACUCUGACGGCUGUGUCGAGUAAUCUGAACUCCUCCUCUCAAUCUGCAGCGCCUACGGCGCCUGCAUCUCACCUGCACUUGUCUGAAAUGAUACGGGCUGAAUUGGACGAGCUGUACUUGGACCGUGUGCACCAAUCGAUUCCGAUUCUCCAUCAAAGACGGUACUUGUCAUGGUCUAAGUCUAGCAACAAGACGGCCUCCCAUCAAUGUCUUCAGUACUCCAUGUGGAUCCUGGCCUCGAUGCUGUCCGCGCAUUCCCGGCACCUGGUUGAGCCCCUCUACCAGCAGGCCAAGCAGAUGCUAGAAGAUCUCAGCGUUGAAGCUAAUGAUAACAGCCAUUUCAACACAGCACUAGCUCAGGCAUGGGUCCUGGUCGUGACUUUUGAGUCCAUGCGGGCGUAUCACCGUCAAGCGUGGAUGAGCGCCGGUCGCGCAUUCCGCUUAGUUCAGGCCUUGCGUUAUCAUGAGAUUGAUAACCCCAUUGACAAGCGUGGACCCUCCUCCCCGCAAUGCGGAGACUUUAUUGAAGUGGAGGAGAGACGCCGAGUUUUUUGGAUGACUUAUUUUCUGGAUCAUGUUAUCAGUAUGCGCGAUGACUGGCCGAUCACUCUGAAUGAACACGUGAUCUGCACCCGACUUCCAGCUCCAGAUGCCGACUUUCAAAGUGGAAGCCAUGAUCUUGGACCAUUACUGUCAGAAGCCAUGACAGAGCCCACUCUCAAAGUCCGAUCUUCAUUCAACGAGUGUCUUAUCCUGGCCACCAUCUGUGGUCGUAGUCUUCUACAGAGUCAACGGUAUCAUGUUUCCAAAGCCUAUGGGGAUACGACCACGAACUGGAUGGAGCAACGCAGGUGGCUAGACAGCAUCCUCACGAACAGGCUGCAAGUCUUAUCGCAGUUCUACCCACCACCGACGGAAUCAUACGAUCCUCUUUUGUUGUUUGCCAAUAUCCUCGGCCAAGCCACGGUAAUCUACUUUUGCAAAGCAAUGAACGAUACUACCGCAGAUGGCUCACUGGAUACGAAUAAUUCCGAGUUCAUUCAGUACCAAUAUCGCGCAUUGGAGGCGUCCACCAACAUUAUCAGUCUGGCAUCCAUCUUACGAGACCUGCCUUUUUCGAGAGUUCAUCCAUUGACGCCGAUCCCUCUGCUUCUCUGUGCAGAAUUCUUAUACAAUGAAAUGCACAAUGAGACUUUUCAACCCCGACUGCAGGAGCUAUUCCACGUCCUUCGUGAGCUGAAGAACGUCAAUAAUCCCGAGCAGAGCUAUCUAGAUCUACUGCCGCAUUCUUGCAUCUCUAAGUCUGCGGACUUAUUCAAUCAUAGUGUGGGAACGAGCACACCAAAUAAUUAAUGAAUGAGGUUCUUAUCAAGCACAUCGUAUGUGAGUGUGAGAUUGGAUACCGCGGCUGAGAUGGAAUUUGUGAGAAUCGAUCGACAACCUUGAUCGCUCAACUUCAACAUUGAUACGGCCUCUAAGAUUUCUCUUCUGUUCCUGCGCCUUCAUUCACGGGCUUUUCUUCAUAUUUUACGAAGCUAUAGUCCGCUCGAUCAUAUGUUCUUCGACCGUCAGUGCGUUUUCAUCUUCGUUAAUCCCUUUCCUAUAGACUACAUGCAGAGAGUAAAACUUGAAGUCAAU
This is a messenger RNA of Penicillium brasilianum, 2320 nucleotides long. NCBI's taxonomy places the organism in Eukaryota, Fungi, Ascomycota, Eurotiomycetes, Eurotiales, Aspergillaceae. The record is from the annotation of a GenBank genome assembly.